AUGGUUCAGCUAGUCGAGGUCGAGGACGAGCAUUUCCAGCAGCCCCAGCCGGGCCUCGAUGACGAGGGUGACUACACAGAUACCGACUCCGAGAUCUCCAACGAGUCCGACUACGACCCCAGCGAGGAGACGCUCGCCGAGCGCCUCUACGCCCUGCGCGACAUCAUCCCGCCCACCAUCCGCGGCUGGGUCUCGGGCAAGGUCCAGACGACCACGCGCGUGCUCAAGACGGGCCUCUUCUUCCUCGGCCGCUCGACCUGGACCCUCGCCGUCUCGGCCAUGCUCAUCGGCGUGCCCUUUGCGCUGUCCUUUGCCGAGGAGCAGAACAUCAUCGCCAUGGAGCAGGAGGCGCGCAUGCGCGAGGCCGGCAGCGAGCUGCUGACGGCCGGCGAGAAGCACGACGCCGACACGGCGGCCCAGGUCGGCGCUGCGCUCGGCGGCGGCGCGGCGACGGCACGGCCGGCUUUGUAA
Molecule: messenger RNA, 471 nt
Organism: Thyridium curvatum
Lineage: Eukaryota; Fungi; Ascomycota; Sordariomycetes; Thyridiales; Thyridiaceae
Exons: 2
Coding region: 1-471 (156 amino acids)
Biological process (GO): intracellular protein transport
Cellular component (GO): mitochondrial outer membrane
Source: RefSeq, a predicted model, not a curated record